AUUUGCAGAAUAAUGCGGAUUAAAUGUGAAUAAAAGUCCGUUUAUUUGUGUUUAUUACAGAUUAUAAAGAUGAAUAAAGGCUGGCUGGAGCUGGAGAGUGAUCCAGGAUUGUUCACUCUGCUGGUGGAGGACUUUGGUGUGAAGGGCGUUCAGGUGGAGGAGAUCUACGACCUUCAGAGCCGCUGUCAGAGCCCCGUGUACGGCUUCAUCUUCCUCUUCAAAUGGAUCGAGGAGCGGCGCUCCAGGCGGAAGGUCUCCACCCUGGUGGACGAGACCUCGGUCAUCGACGACGAGAUCGUCAACGACAUGUUCUUCGCCCACCAGCUGAUUCCCAACUCGUGCGCCACCCACGCCCUCCUGAGCGUGCUCCUGAACUGCAGCGGCGUGGAGCUGGGCAGCACGCUGAGCCGCAUGAAGAGCUUCACCAAGGGCUUCAGUCCUGAGAGUAAAGGCUACGCCAUCGGGAACGCUCCAGAGCUAGCCAAGGCGCACAACAGCCACGCCAGGCCGGAGCCGCGGCACCUGCCGGAGAAGCAGAACGGCAUCAGCGCCGUGCGCACCAUGGAGGCUUUUCACUUCGUCAGCUACGUACCUAUCAAGGACCGACUGUUCGAGCUGGACGGGCUCAAGACCUACCCCAUCGACCACGGACCCUGGGGCGAGGACGAGGAGUGGACGGAUAAAGCUCGGAGGGUCAUCAUGGAGCGGAUCGGACUGGCAACCGCAGGCGAGCCGUACCACGACAUCCGCUUCAACCUCAUGGCGGUGGUUCCCGACCGCCGCGUGAAGUACGAGUCCAGGCUGGAGGUGCUCAAGCGCAACCGGCAGAUCAUCCUGACCGGUCUGGAGCAGGCCAUCCGAGCUUCCCAGGUGGACGCGUCGCAGGAACGUAAGCGGCAGGACUCCUCCCCCUCCGGAGACACGCCCACUGCCGUGAAAAAGGAGGAGGGGGCGGAGACACCUGUUAGUAAUGCUGCUCAAGCUCCGCCCACAGAUCCUGCCGAUGUCCCGAGCGCUCCAGGAGCCUCCGCCACCUCAGUGAAGCAGAAAGGUGCGGCGAAGGCCGGCGCCCAGCCUCCAGGGGGCGCCAUCGCCAAUCCCAACCCCAUCGUCCAGCGCCUGCCCGCCUUCCUGGACAACCACAACUACGCCAAGUCGCCCAUGCAGGAGGAGGAGGACCUGGCUGCAGGAGUGGGCCGUACCCGGGGGGCCGCGCCCCCACAGCCCCGGUACUCCGACGACGAGGAGGACGAAGAGGACGAAGAGGAGGAGGAAUCUGCCGUCGCAGACACUUCCAGCAGGUUCCAAAAGAAGACGGGGCUUCGGUCUCAGAGCGCUGCUCGACCCGCCGCGGGGGGCGGGGGCGGAACCUCGGGCGCGGAGGGCCAGCAAGCUCCGAACCCGCUGACCGAGAACCUGAAGAAGGAGCCGCAGAAGAAGGACGGCGCAGCGGCGGCGGCAGCGGCGUCUGGCCCCGCCCCGCUCAGCGUGCGCACCGAGGGUCGGACGGGGGGCAUCAGCAUCACGCCGGCGUGCCAGCCGUCGCCCACGCCCAGCAACGAGAGCACCGACACGGCCUCCGAAAUCGGCAGCGCCUUCAACUCGCCCCUGCGCUCGCCCGCACGCUCACAGGCCGCCACCCGGCCCUCGAGUCCCGUGGCGUGCCACCUGAGCCGGGUGCUGUUCGGCGACGACGACGCCCUCCUGCGACUCGACACCCGGCACAACCGAGCCGUGCGGGACCUGGGGACGCUGGUCAGCUCGGCGCAACUGGAGCUGAAAGAGGACGGGACCAUCGUCACCCUGCCGUCUGCAGACGUGGCGCCCGACGGGACGAGGAAACCCGCCGGCACAGAGAACACAGAGCCCAGCGAGAAGAAAGGAGCCGGUCUGGAUCGGAAGGAGGAGGGAGCGCAGGAGCCGGCGGAGGAGAAGAUGAAAAAAGAAGUGGAGGAGGAGGAGGAGGAGGCGAUGGAGGAUAAAGCGAACACACAGAACCCGGACUUCACCGAGCCCGAGGCGCUCACCAAACCACUCGGGGAGAAAUACUCACCCAAAGAGCUGUUGGCGCUGCUGAAGUGUGUGGAGGCCGACAUCGCCAACUACGAGGUGUGUCUGAAAGAGGAGGUGGAGAAAAGGAAGAAGUACAAGAUCGACGAUCAGAGAAGAACCCAUAACUACGACGAAUUCAUCUGCACCUUCAUCUCCAUGCUGGCGCAGGAAGGUAUGCUGGCCAGUCUGGUGGAGCAGAACAUCUCGGUACGCCGGCGCCAGGGCGUGAGCAUCGGCCGCCUCCACAAACAGCGCAAGCCCGACCGGAGGAAGCGAUCCCGGCCCUACAAAGCCAAGCGGCAGUGAGGCCGGUGUUGAUGGACACGCCAAACACUAGUCCUGGUCAACGCACUGACUGGAAUGAUUUUUACUGUUUAUCACACAGAAGAAACUGGUGAAAGUGUACGCGACUCUGGUGGAGGCACUUGCAAAAAGCCAAGCACUAGUGAACUCGUUCGGACAGUAAAACGUGGUGGUCUUAAACGUACAUGUCAAGAUUCAUCUCAGCUAAACAGCAGAACGGAAAAACACGGCGCCAUUGAACGCGCGUCCAGUGCUGCUGAACGGUUCCAAACUCUGAACCAAAGGGGGAACCAGAGGAAAAUCCACAAAAGAUAUAAGACUGAAAGGUCAGCAGUUCCAGUCCGAAAGCCCGAACAGUGUGGACGUGUGUUAAUAUUAUUUCUGUUGUUGUUUUCUCAUGGACCAAUCACUGACGUGAUGAAUGGAGGUUCUUCAGGCUGCUGGUCUUCACCACACGACGAGGACUCUGGGGAGAAGAAUGUGCCUUCUGCUUGUAAAUAUUCUGCUUCCAUGAAACAACAGUCCUCAUGGUGCCAGUUUCACCUAAAAUAAUCAGUGUUAUGAAAUGAAAACACACCCACACACAUUAACCCUCACCCUCCAUGUCAUGAACACACAGAUCUCGACACUUUAUAAACUUCUGUACUGUUUGUUUAUUAGAUGCUGAUGGAUUUUGGAUGGAGCAGGUGGAAAUGUGAAGCUCUGCAUGUUUGUUUGAAUCUUUAUUCUUAUUGUACAUAUUAGUAAAUGUGUGUGUGUAUAGAUGUGUGUAAUAUUCUUCCUGAUAAUAAUAAAACUUAGUAAAUAUA
Messenger RNA from Trichomycterus rosablanca, 3164 nucleotides. RefSeq names its product BRCA1 associated protein-1 (ubiquitin carboxy-terminal hydrolase) (gene bap1). The record is from RefSeq and is a predicted model, not a curated record. Bases 70 to 2358 code for a protein of 762 amino acids. Gene Ontology annotation, cellular component: cytoplasm. Gene Ontology annotation, biological process: protein deubiquitination; ubiquitin-dependent protein catabolic process. Lineage: Eukaryota; Metazoa; Chordata; Actinopteri; Siluriformes; Trichomycteridae. The transcript has 18 exons. Gene Ontology annotation, molecular function: cysteine-type deubiquitinase activity.